AUGAGGCACGUGCUGGUGAUUUUGCGACGAAAUCUGCAAAACAUAAAGAAAAGCCCCCGCGUAGCCGAUGAGAACAGGUAUGGAGGUGGAGGGAACAGCAACAAUAAUAAUGGGAUUUUCAUAGAUAGAUCAUCAUCUCGAGGGUCCUGGAAUUGGAUCUCAGUGAUUUGCAAUGUUGUAAGAGCUCCUCUUUCUCUAGUUUCAUGCUUUUUUGCUCAACCCCAUGUUAAUGGAGCUACCGAUGGGGUUUGGGUGUCAACUGAAAUUGCUCAAAUAUCGGAGAUGAAUCACUUGAUGGUCAGUGACAGCAUGCGUUAUGCAAUCCUGAUGUAA
This is a messenger RNA of Gossypium raimondii (Peruvian cotton), 333 nucleotides long. RefSeq lists its product as hypothetical. Bases 1 to 333 code for a protein of 110 amino acids. NCBI's taxonomy places the organism in Eukaryota, Viridiplantae, Streptophyta, Magnoliopsida, Malvales, Malvaceae. The transcript has a single exon. The record is from RefSeq and is a predicted model, not a curated record.